Messenger RNA from Notolabrus celidotus (New Zealand spotty), 798 nucleotides. It is a transcript of the gene ccl19a.2, whose product is annotated as chemokine (C-C motif) ligand 19a, tandem duplicate 2. NCBI's taxonomy places the organism in Eukaryota, Metazoa, Chordata, Actinopteri, Labriformes, Labridae. Gene Ontology annotation, biological process: positive regulation of GTPase activity; cellular response to type II interferon; G protein-coupled receptor signaling pathway. The record is from RefSeq and is a predicted model, not a curated record. The transcript is spliced from 4 exons. Bases 125 to 406 code for a protein of 93 amino acids. Gene Ontology annotation, molecular function: CCR chemokine receptor binding; chemokine activity. Gene Ontology annotation, cellular component: extracellular region.
CGCUCUCCAGAACUGUAUAAAUUCACCUGUGCUCACCUAGAACAGCACAUUCACUCUCCUGAAGAAGCUCGCUGAAAAGCCUCCUACCUUCAACCUGAGCUCAGACCGACAGACGAACAGAGACAUGGCCUCUCGAGUUGCAGCCCUGCUCCUGCUUGGAGUCAUCUGUGUUAGUUUCACAGCAGCUGAGGUUCCAAUCGACUGCUGUCUGGAAACCUCUUCAAACCGCUUUCCUCUGCAAAUUGUUGCAAGCCACUCCAUCCAGGAGGCCGGGAAGGGAUGUGACAUCGGAGCUACAGUGAUCAUCACAAAGGUUGGACGCAUCCUGUGCAUCUCCCACCCCAGUGAGCUUUCAUGGGUGCAAAAUUACAUCAAAUAUCUGAACAGGCAAAAAAAACAGGCGUAGAGACGAGGAAGACUAAAGCCGGAGUCUUAGAGUGACCAUGAUGUGCUGCUGAAGACAGAGAGAGUUUGAGGAGAUCAGACGUGAAAGAGUGUCGAGGAAUCAUCUUGUGUUAAUAAUGUAGCACGACUAAAUGUACAGUCCUGAGUGUGUUUCUUUACCUGUGGUGACUGAUCUGUGAAAUUCAACCUGUGUGUACAUUUCUUCUUCCCUUGUUCUUGUGAGUGAAAGCGAUUGUAGAUAUUUAGUUAAGUCUGAUGUGUGUGACAGUGAAACACUAUUGGAUGCUUAUUGUUAAAGAUUUGCAAAAUCUUGCCAACCACAUGUUUAGUUCUCAAGUUUCAGCGCUGUUUGCAUUGUAUUUUGUUGAAAAUGUAAAGAUGAAUUGUGUCAAA